Molecule: messenger RNA, 5760 nt
Organism: Bombyx mandarina (wild silkworm)
Lineage: Eukaryota; Metazoa; Arthropoda; Insecta; Lepidoptera; Bombycidae
Source: RefSeq, a predicted model, not a curated record
UUUAAAUGCAGUAGUGAUUUUUAAUUUUUUAUUCUGAAUUAAUUUAUGGUUUUAAGUAUGGAUGAGACUCAGAAAUGUCGUGCCUCCGACGAGGCGGCAACGAGGAAACGACGUUCUUCCAUCCUGAAGAGCCAGCGUCCACCUCGCACUCCAUUCUCUGAGCUCGAGUUCAACGUAGCCACUCCCACUGAUACAACUAAAAGUAGACGUGUCAGUUUCUCGCGUCGCACCGGAGUUGCUGAGUUUGUAAGGAACGAAGCCACCACAACCUGGGAGAACUUUUACGAGCAACAAAACAAAUCACUGGAAUCAUCAGGAAACGAAUUUGAAUUGAAUCCACCUAGACAGUCUAUCGGACAUAUUGGCAAACGUAUAUUCGAUCAGCAGUUUGAGGAAGUUGAAGCUGUGGGCUUUACGGGGGCCAUAAAUAAUCCAUCAGGAAUCUUCGUUGAUCAGUCACUGAACGGGAACUUCACGCAGCAAAUUGCGUCACUGGAAUGUACGAGUGACGACAGAAAUUUAAAAGUUCCGGUCAGUAAUUUCGAAUUGAGCGCUUUCACAGAUCACAACAGCAAACUGUUCAAAGAUGAGGUUAGCGUCCCCACAAUGGGAAUAAUGUCCGGUCGGAUUGACGUUAAUUUUUCUAUGGUCCAACCGUUGAGGGAGGAUGACGAUUUGAGUGAAAUCGAGAAAGAUUUGGUGAGGGUACAGUCGAAUGCCCUCUGUCAGGGUCCAUUUGACAGCAGAUCUGUUUCAGAAUAUAUUGAAAUUGAUUUAAAUACGACACGUGCGGUAGGUAAAGUUCAAUCCAAUGAGACGACGAGAGAUAAUUUGCAGAAGCCAAAAGUUCAAAAAGCUAUGCAAAGUGAAAGGAAAAUUACAGUAGAUAACGAUUGGCUGGUCGACAAAGAGAAUAUAGUUGUAAAUCCUUAUGUAGUGCCACAAUCUCUACAAGCAUCAACCAAUUUAGCUGUUAACGAGGAAAGUGAAGGUGUUUUAGUAUUUGACGGAAAAAGGCUUACUUUACAAUCAGACAGAGCUGAGUGUGACUACAGACAAACUCAACCACCUAACAUGCCGACGGAGGGAAUGCCUCAAAGAAAAUCAAUACUAUUGAAUCUUAAUGAUGCUCUUCCUAACUUCACGGAUGACAUACAGAUCAUCUCUAAUCUAAACAGAACUAAAGACAAAGACACAUUUGCUAUAAAAAGCAGUGAAAUAGAAAAAAGAUCUAUUUUAUGUAAUGAUGAAUCCGGGAACAUGUCUGUAACUGAAGCCAUACCUGAUAACAUAAUAUAUGCUCAUGAAAUUGAUAAGGAAUCAAUCUUACGACGUUUUGACGAUGAAGUUAUUUAUUGUGACGAGCCCAGCGCCCAAAAGCUGCCCAAUCUUGUGACUUUGGACAACAAUCCAGAAAAAAGGAAGACUAUCCACUUUGAUGCUGAUAUUGGGAACAUGUCAGUAACCCAAGCAUUACCCACUGCGCUUAUAGAGCGAACAAUAUCAGAAAAACGUAAAACAAUAAUAUUCGAAGGACCUACAUCUGACUCUUUUAAUAUGUCAAUAACCAGAGCAGCACCAGGCAUAAUACUCGCUGCAGAGGAGACAGCAAUGUGCGAUGCCGGGACUGGGAAUUCAGUACCCACUGAAGCUAUAAAGAAUAAUGUGAUUGUGAUUGAAAAAAAACCUGUCAAACUAUGCACUGGAGAUAUUUCAAAAAAUAGAAUUGUGUCUAGUGCCAUUGAUGAGGACGGAAAGAACAAAAGUUUUAUCGUUUCCAACGAAAAUGAUUUCGGAAGUUGUAAAGAUUUUGGUAACAGUGAAAAGCGUAAAACCGUAAUAAAACAAGAUGGCGAUUUAGGAAAACGUAAAACGAUGUUGCCGGAAGAUGGAGGCGAAACCGUGACCAAUGAUUCAUUUAGUAUGUCCAUAACGAAAGCGACUCGAGGGAAAAUAUUUAACCCGGACAGGAGGACGGUAGUGUUUGAUGAUUCGUGGAAUCUGUCCGUGACCCAAGCCAUAUCGAAUAACGUGAUUAUUACACAAGAAAAACCCGACAAAGCAGCAUGCACUGAAGAUAUUUCAAUAACAGAAGUUGUACCCAGUACAAUUGUUAGUGAAAUAUUGAAUCGGAAUCGCUCAAAACCUAACGAAAAUACUUCUCCUGUUGGUUAUCUACGUAAAGAUGUUGAAAAUAAUGACAGAAGUUUGAAUUACGAAGACGCAAAGACUAUUGAUGAUUCGUUUAACAUGUCAAUAACUCAGGCGGCUCGUGGAACUAUAGUGCACGCAAAAAGAAAGACAAUAGUUUUCGACGAUGACUCUCGAAACUUAUCAGUUACCCAAGCGAUACCGAAUAACAUUAUAUUGAUACAAGAGAUACCUUCCAAAAAUUGUACUGAAAAUAUUUCGAAAACAGGAGUCGCACUUAAUGCAAUUGAUAACGAAGGAAUGAACAAAAAUGGUGCUGUAGUCGAUUGUGAAAAUCCGCUUGAGCCAUAUGACGAAUUUGAAAAUGAUGAUAAACGUGAAAUUCUAAUAGAACAAGACGAAAAAGCGCCUAUAAGGAAAUUUAUUAAUAGCCUUGCAGAAUCAACUAAAGAUGAAGCUAAAGCUACGAAGCCGAUACCAGCGAUGAUGCUCGCGCUGCACAAAGAUAAUAUGGAUAAAGAAUCAGAUAAAUCGAUUAAAGUUUUUGAAAAUUUCGAUGAUAUACUUCCGAUCGUUCGUGAUGUGAACCUCUACCAAGCCGUAACUGCUGGUGACGAGUUACAGAAUAAAAUUGAACAGGGCGACGCUAGAAGCGAUCGAGUAGCGGGACAAAGUGUUGACAUAAAAUAUUCUGAUGAUAAAGAAUCUUUUGUCCCGAAAGACGACCUGGCUUGUGAUCUUGUUCACAAAAAUUCGAAUUUAGAAUCGGAGAGUAAAGUUUUAAAGCGGACAUCGAAUAGAAAAUCUGAAAAGUCGAUACUCCACGAGUUAUUGGAUAUGUCCGCAUCGUCAACAGACGCCGUGCGCGUCACUCAUAAGAUCGAUCCGAAAUUCGAUGAAGAGGAAGAAGUAGUCAUAGCGGUCGACUCGAAUUUGGAACUUGCCACGAAAAAUGAACUCGAAAACAUGUCCACUAGUAGCCUCUUCUACAUAACAAGAGACAAUCAAGUCAUUGAUGUCGAGAAGGCAGAAACAAUAGAAGAAGAUUUAAUUAAAGCGAAACUGCGGCAGAUCGAUGAACACAGCCCCGCAAUGGAACGCAAACGAUUGCCGGUCAAAGACGAAGACGAUAUUGAAACAAAAUUAACUGAAGCUACGUCCGAUUUAAACAAAACUGACAACCGAAAGAGCGUUAGAACAGCUGACGAUACAAACGAUUUAAUACGCAUAUUGUCUGAUUACACUGAUAGUCGGGCGUGUAAUGAGACCGAAGUGAAACCAGCACAAGCGGUCAAAGAGAAGAUAGAAAUAAACGAAAUGAGACGCCUCAGUCUUUUGCCUAAACGUCAAUCGAUUGCUCUCAGUCGAGAGAAUUUGCUGAGCAACAUCUCAAUGGCACAGGCCGCUCUGCAGCAAUCCAGAUACGAAAUAGAUGACGACAGCGAAUAUCUGGACGACGAGACGAGAGAUACGACAAACGAGCCGACAAUAUCGCCAGAAAAGAAGCCGACCAGAGUCAGCGGGGAGGUCGUGAAGACGCUGAACUUCGAAGAAGACGACACUUUCAGUGAAGUUAAUAUGAAAUGUGAUCAGUUGUCGCCGUUAAAGAAAAGUCUUUUAGGCGAAACGACUCUAGCUAGAGAUGGUAAAGCCAAAGUCAUACCGGGCUACUUGAACGAAGUUUCUGAUGAUAUAAAAGAGCUGAUGGACGAUUUAGUUAAACCCGCAGCUGAUAUGAUACCAAUAGCAGUGAAAGAUAAGCUCCCAACAACUUCGGAAUCGACCUGCAGCGCUCAGAUACAAGUCAAUCUAACAACAACAAGUCAAGUUGACGUUAAUGACGUUAAUGCUGAGCUGUAUUCGGGGCCCAUGUCGAUUUGUAAUUCACCGAAACCCAUAAUCGACGUAUCGGAAGUUGCUAACCAAUCGAUAUCACGGAUACUAAAGAAUCCGAUUAAAAGUUUUACGACGGUUCCCUCGGAAAAGGAAAUGAUUGUACAAAAGCAGCGUGCCAAAGACCAAACGGUUCCAGGAAAGGUGUUAUUGUUUGACCACACCAAUCCGCUGAACAAUGUGUUACUUAUGCCCGUUGCUGAUACGAAAGCCCACAAAUACGAUCCCAUCAAAUCUGAGGUAUCUUUAUGCGUCUCGGAACGAACGAAUUCCGCGCAGAUUUCGCUACACGAAAAAGACUUUGAAGUCGAACGCGUAUCCAUACAAUACAACGUUGAGAAAUUGAUUCACACGGUGAAACAUUCCGGCGACGCUUGCGCGAAGAUAGUCGAGGAAACAGUGUCCAAUGCUAGCCGGCCAUCGGUGAACCAAUCUACGGACACUAUAAAGACAGCAAUGAAAACAACAGAAGCGAACACCGUCAUAGCUAUGAAGGAUAACAAAGAUUUGCUCAAUGCCAGCUCCUCCCUGACUUUAGUGGAUAAGAGCAGCGGAGAAACUUGUCACACUGAGUCCGUCGUCACGGCGGACGGUAAAGUUAAACCGAAAAAACGUAUAUACAGUCCGACCGGACGUGACAAAGGCAGACCGAGUCCGGAUGUGACUCCGAAACGCGCCACGAAAUUGCAAAAAGUGUCCCCGAUUGAGAAUAAAACACACGAAAGGAGUAAAGCCAAGAAGGCGUCUCCAAGGAAACAGUUGAAUGGCGAUGCUUCGGAAUGUUUUUCCGUAGAUUCCGUGUGCAGUUCGGCGAAGACUUGCAAGUCGAUGGUGAACAGUGAUGAUGGUGGUAAAAGCAGCGAGCCAUUCGACGGAAGCUCGAGGAGUAGCUGCCUCAGGGUCGACUUGUCCCCGGAGCUUCUGAGCGACGCGAGCAGCAAGAAUUUGGUAGCAGAAUGCGAGUCCAGUCACAACGUUGUAACAAAGAUUGAAAUGCUGCCCUUCAUCGGCAACGCUUCGGAGUGCAUAUGGGAAACGUCCGGUUCGGACGUGUGGACAUUCCUCCUGCUGUACUCCCGGGUGAGGCUCACGGUGAAGCUGCGUCACACCGUACACAACUCGACCCGGACCAGGGUGAGGGCUGACACUCCCGUUGAAGCACUCGCCGUGGAUGUGAUUCAUCACGACAAGAGGAAUCCGGUGGCGGCGACGUGCGUCCGGUUCGCGGCCGAGACGAUGCGGUACUUCACGAACCGGGGGUGCGGCGCGGCGGGCGGGGUGCCGGCGCUGUUGCGGCGCUGCUGCGGCGUCGCCCGCGUCGCGCUCAAGUGGGGCCGCGCCAUGCAGGACGCGCGGGCGAGGCUGGCGUACGCGCUCGCCGACGACGGACGACUCACGUUGAAGGUGGCGAAUGUGCCCCUCCGCUCUGUGUGGGAGGUGUCACUCCGCAUGGAGCUGGUGGUGGGGGACGCGCGCGAAGUGCCGUGGCCGCGCGCCGCCGACGUGCACGUGCGCGCCGUGCUGGCCGACACGUGCCCCGACCUGACACGUGUCGUCGCCAGACUCACGCCCGACUGGGGACACGUGCCCAGGACGAUCUGGAGAAUAUUCAAGUAUCUUAAGAACAGACCCGUGACUCUGAACUCCUUGGUAUAUGAAGAUUACAAAAAAUAUGUUUGUGAUAUUAAAAAGUCAAUAAACAAAUAUGGCCUUUGA